GCUCCGCUUUGCUGGCUGCCCCUUAAAUGGUUACAGUGUGUGGUGAGCGGAGCCAAUUUGUCAAAGCCAGGGGCACCUCAGUCUGCCAGGCUCGCUCUUCCAGAAGUAAACAGUUUCAUGAGGCACGAUGGAGACAGGGAAGGACAGGGUGCUGGGCAGGCCACCCUUGGGGCUGGUGCCUCCAGGCAGAACAAACAGCUGGAGGCCCAGACACUGCCUGCGUCUGUCCAUCUGUCCAGGAUGGCGCUGCUCCCUGUGUGCGUCAGCCAGAGAAGGACCCUCCGUCCCUAGAUGCCGCCAUCCAGCAUGCCUUGGCUGGCCUCUAUCCCCCUUUUGAGGCCACAGCACCUACGGUCCUGGGUCAGGUGUUCCGGCUCCUGGACUCUGACUUCCGGGGAGACGGGUUGAGCUUCCUCUUGAAUUUCCUGAUCCCUGCCAAGCGCCUGUGUGAGCAAGUUCGCGAAGAAGCCUGUGCCCCCUACUCCCACUGCCUCUUCCUGCACGAGGGCUGGCCGCUCUGCCGACGGGACGAGGUCGUGGUCCACUUGGCACCGCUCAAUCCCCUCUUGCUGCGCCAGGGUGACUUCUACCUCCAAGUGGAGCCCCAGGAGGAGCAGUCGGUCUGCAUGAUGAUCAAACGCCUCUCCCUGGACCUCCGCACGGUGGACAAGAGGCCCGUCCCCGAGUCAUCCUACCCUAUGAUUUUCACCCAAGAGUGGCUGGAGGCCAUCAACAGUGACUUUGAGGGAAGUCCCUUACACCACUGCCUGGUGGCUUCCGAGAAUGGGAUUUCCCCUGUGCCUUGGACUAAGAUCGCCAGCCCAGAGUUUGUGGAUGACAGACCCCCAGCUGCGAGCGUCCCCUCCCCAGCCUGGGGCUCCCUGCAGUUAGAGGCACUGGAUCUGAGCACCCGCCAAGAGCUGCACCAGGCCAGCUCCCCAGGCAGCCAGAUGCUUCUUGUCCCGAGUUUGGCCAAGAGCAGGGGCAGGACGUCUGGGGACAAAUAUCCAGGCCUCAUCAAGGUGGAGCAAGCCAGGCCUGGGGAGGUGGCCCUCAGGAUGGACAACAUGGACAGCCAGGGCUUGGCAGGAGACUACGUGGCUCUUCUGGACCCUUCCCAGGAAAGCAGAGGAGGGUCUCCCACUAAGGAGCUGGGGACACCUAGUGGCUGUACUUUGGGGGCACUGGAGGAACUAUCUAGAACUAAGGAAAUUCCUCUGUCCCAAGGACUACUGCUCCUCUCUGAGUCCAGUCGGGGCCCUUCCUUGGGAAAAUGGGCUUGUGUGAAGCCAGCCAGCCCCGAGGGGGAACCCUGUGUUUUGGGCUCCAGGAGGAAGAUCAAGAGCAAAUCGCCUGCCCACGACUCAGACCCACAGCCCCAGGGACCCUGCCUCAAUGUCCUCAGGGAGCCACUAGACUGUGACUCUGGCUUCAGGGCAGGCGUCUCGGAACAGAUGGCUGCCCCCAAGGUACAGGGACCUCUGGGAAACCCAGAAACCACGGUCCAGCCCAGCCCCGGACCAAGGCAAACGUCCUCUCCCUACUUGUCCCCAACUGCCCCCGCUACCCCAGCCUCUGACACAAAGAUGGACAAGACCAAGCGAGAAAGCGGGAGACGUCCCCAGCCCAUGACGCGCUCCAGCCGAAACGCCUCCUCCUCCAGGUCUCCCAUUCCCGGACUCAAAGUCUCCUUCUUGAAGGGGCAGAGGCAAUCCCCGGUGCCCACGGAGAAAGCCUCGCUCCAGCAGGAUGGGCCUUGGAGAGCCCUGUGCUCACUCUACCCUCCUAAACCCACCCGAGCCAAAUCCCCGGGGAAAGAUGGAACAACUCACACCAAAACAUCUGGCCCUCCCGCUGACUCAGACCCACAGACUGGGGGAGAGGCUGGCUUCUCGGAACCUUCUGAAGGCCACCCAGGAAGAGGCCCCAGCCUGCAGGAAGAGUCCCCCGGGCCCGUGCCCAGGACUGGAGCCCUGGGUGUCGAGGUUUUCCACUCCAGGAUAGCAUGCCUGCCAGGCAGCCGAGACAGGAAGGGGCGGCCCCUGCUUCUGGUGUCCACCGCAGAGGCAGCCUGGGAGGCACCGUGGUGCUCGGCCUCCGAGGUCACCAAGCUGCUCUCGUACCUGUGCGGCGUCCCCAGGCCCGAAGACAAAGCCAAGGGGCUGGUGGUCGUGGUGGAUGCCAGGAAUCAGCCCCCACAGCCUGAUCUGGUCAGCGCCCUUCAGGCCACCCAGGCUCUGGCCCCGGCCCCGCUCUGCAGCCUGCUCUUCCUGGGGGAGAAGGAGGAUGCCCUCCAGCUGCAGGCCGUACCUAACGUCCAGAUGGAGGUGCUGACCUCACUGAAGGCCCUCAGCCACCACGUGGACCCCAGUCAGCUGCCAGCCGCCCUGGAAGGCCCCUUCCCCUACUGUCACAGCGAGUGGGUGCAAUUCUUCCAGAAGAUGGACCCCUUCCUUGCUGACCUGCGCCAGGCCUCGGCUCUGCUGCGGGCUUCCAUCGAGGCGUUGGAGAAGGGGGACCCCCCUGGCGGGGUGCAGGACGCUGCCAGGUGCCUGAGCAAGUCCCAGGAGCUGAUGGAGGCGGUGCUGAAGGACCCGGGCCUGCUGGGCCUGCAGCGCGAAGGUGGAGCCACCCUGGCCGGGCUGCAGCGCGAGGCCAGCAGACUGGACCCCAACCCUGACGUCAGGAGCCACCUGGCGGAGGCUGCUGCCCUGUACGGCCUUGUGGAUGAGCAGCUUCACGUCCUGGUCACCGCCUCCAACCACCUCCUGGGGAGGCUGGAGCUCCGCGUCCGCCUGGGCCACCUGGAAGCCGCCAUCCUCCAGGUCAGCAACUGGAUGGAGCAGGAAGGCAGCCAGUGCCUGCAAGCGCUUGCCCCCAAGGACGGAGGCCUGGAGACGGUGGAGAGGGCCCACGCGGAGUUUGAGGACUUCUUCCUUCAGGCUGCAGCGCAGUACCGCCGAGGCCUGGAGCUGUCCAAGCAGGCGGCCCAGCUGGGAGUGGCGGCCGGAGCGGCUGGUGAGGCCGGAGGGACAGAGUCCCCAGAGCUGGUGGCCUUCGCCCGCACCCAGCGGGCCUUCCAGGCAAAGCUGACCCACUUCUACAUGGCGGCCGAGAGGCAGCGCACGGACCUCGAGACCUUGCUCCACCUGCACCGCUUCUGCAAGAAGGCGCUGCCCCUCUCUGGUCUGAAUUUUCAUCUGUGCAGUAAGGGAUCAGGCAAGAUGGUCUCUGAAUCCCUGUCCACGUCUGUCCAGGUUGGCUGGGAAUGUGGAGUCCCAGACAGACAGGACAGCCCGGUGCCUCGCUGGACCCCAGGUGGGGCAUCGUGUGCACUGGGCAGCUUUGGCACUGAGUGGUAAUAACAUGAUGGCGGCACUAAGGGAGAUUUAUGCAGCCCUUUCCUGACCGUAAGCUCCAUGGGCUGCCACAAAAAUGAAGCCAUUUAUCUGAAGACAAGUUCCCUUAAUCUGGGGAAGAUGGUCUCAGUGGAGAAACGCCUCCCGGCCCUGCAGCCCAGAGGCUCGCUGACGGCUCCGGGUUAAUGGAGAGAGAGAUUAGGUUCCUCAUGAGCUGCUGGGGACGGAGGCUCCUUGCAGCCUGCAGACGUUUUGUGGGAGGCCCCUGGGGCCUGACCAUCCACCCGGCCCGGUCAGUCUGUUUCUGCCCAGCGUGCUGCUUGGAGGAUGCUCUGGGAGGCAGGAGGAUGGGAGGUGGAACCCCAGCUCCUCCCUGCGGGCUCUGAGACUCGGGGCAAGUCAUUUCACUGUUUGAGGGCCUCAGUUUCCCUCUCUGUAAAAUGGGUUGCUGAUCCAAUUCAGUGUGAUCCUCCAAGAGACCCAGAGAGCCUGGCAAACAGUCGGCACUCAAACACUCCUCCCUCGGCACCACCUGCAGGAGUCCAUCCACCUGAGGAGCCAUAUCUUCAGCUCUUAAAAGACUUCCUGGCUGUCUGGUACAGCUCCCACUUUACAGGAGAAGAUGAGCCCUGAAGAGAAGUCAGUGCUGCUGGCCCCGUGGUCAAUUAGAGGGUGGCUGAGGAGCCAGGCAAGGUGGCACACGCCUGUGAUCCCAGUGACUCAGGAGACUGAGGCAGGAGGAUUGCAAGUUUGAGGCCAGCCUCACCAACUUAGACCCUAAGCAGCUUAGUGAGACCCUGUCUCAAAAAAUAAACAAAUAAAUUAAAAAAAUGAAAGGGCUGAGGACAUAGCUCAGUGGCUAAACACCAGUAGCUAUCACUGGUACCAAGAUAAAAAAGGUGUCUGAAGAGCCCAGGGGUGCUAGAGGCUGCUUCCAGGUAGCAGUGGGCAGAGCUCGGGAGGAAAGGGGGAAGGGAAGCCAUUGUGAUUGUGCACGGGGAAAAUGGCCUCCAAGCUGGGCAAGCCCGAGCAUCCGCUGGGCUGAUUAAUCCAAUCCAGCAACACUCAGCCUGGAGCCCCGGCUCAGAGAGGCUCGCCCUCCUGUCCUCAUGCGGUCUCCCUCCCUCCCUUGC
Molecule: messenger RNA, 4492 nt
Organism: Ictidomys tridecemlineatus (thirteen-lined ground squirrel)
Lineage: Eukaryota; Metazoa; Chordata; Mammalia; Rodentia; Sciuridae
Product: KIAA1755 ortholog
Source: RefSeq, a predicted model, not a curated record